AUGCAACGGUGCGAGUCCGUCGUGUUCACGGUGUGCCGCUCGUGGGGAAGCCUGGAAGAUGCUCUGGCCAAACUGCGGGGUCAGCAGCGGCCCGAGUCUGAGGUUCGGAAAGCAGGCACGCCGUCGUCGGCCGGAGAGUCCAGUGCGAGUCCACGGCCUAGGACUAGGAUAAAACAGGAAGAGGGGAACGAGCCCAGUUUGGCCGGGGACUUUGAGGGUCUCCGGAUCGAGCACGAUGGCCGGAUAUCCUUCCAUGGUCCUACCAGCUUGUUUCAGCUGCCGAGCGGUAUUCUGAGCGAGUCCUCGUCAUCGUCCAAUCUUGCCAUGCAGCUGGAGGGACGCAAGGAAAGACUCAUCAACAAUGCUUGGAGAGAGAGGGCAUUUGAGCAGCUGGCUGCCAUGCCGGUAGGUGGACUCUUGGUCCCCACGAAAGGACAGAGGCUCAUGAUGGGAUUUCGGCAGGAACCAUUCCAAUAUCUUCUUGAUUCUCACUGGUGCUGGAUCCAGCCGCUUUUCAAUUUUGUUUACCGGCCUGCGUUUACCCGUGAUAUGAAGAUCAACGGUCCGUAUUAUUCGGAUACCCUUCUCAAUGCGAUUCUCUCUCAUUCGGUACGAUGGUGCAAGUCUGAACCCAAAAUUGGCCCCAUUCUGGAAUCCUUCGAUGGCGGCGCUCAAUUCUCCGACCGCGCGGUGACGGGGUUGUAUGAUUCAUUGAGAGUCGGCUAUGCUGGCAUUCCCACCAUUCAGACGUUGCUCAUACUCAGUGCACAAGAGUGCGGCCGGGGCAAUCGAACCCAAGCAUGGCUGUACAGCGGCAUGGCUUUUCGAUUGUUGGACGAUCUCGGCAUCUCCAUUGAUAGUCGCAAGUAUCCGGAUGCUGCUCAAUUGAGCGAUGAAGACAUCGAGAUUCGAAACCGACUCUUCUGGAGCUGUUAUUUCUGGGACAAGCUGGUGUCAUUGUACUUUGGCAGGUCGCCAACUAUGCAAAACUCUCACGUCAGCCCGCCGCGAACUAUAUUGGACGAUACAUCGGAAAUCGAGAUUUGGACUCCUCACGGAGUUAUCUUCCCAGAAGGCACUCAUUAUCCGCCGACGCAGGCUCAUUCGACGUCAUGUUUUAUGAGGAUGUGUGGACUGGCGGAGAUUCUCAACGAGAUCCUCAUCCACAUUUACGACCCUAUUCGACAGGUGUCCGAGGCCGAGUUCCAUGAUUGCGUCCAGGAGCAGGCGAGGAACUUGACGGAAUGGUGGGAUGAGCUGCCGGACUAUCUGAAGCUGGUGGUCACAGAGCUACCUCCCUACUCGCCACCAAGCCAUAUCGUGAUCCUGAAUUGCUUGUAUCAUACGAUCAAUAUCCUCCUUCAUCGUCCGAUCCUUUGUUCCAAGAGAAACCGAGAGACGUACGAUCAAAGUCACCUGGUGCAAUGCAUGACCUCGGCGACAGCCAUAUUGUCACUAUACGACCUCUACUGUCAAACGUUUGGCGACGCGCAUGUCGUGCUCUCUCUAGCAUACUCCGUGUACACGGCUGCAUCGAUCUUCCUGCUGGAGAUUCAGGCGCUAAAAUAUGCCGCGCCGGGUACUCUUAACAAACUCAAGUUUUGCAUCCUUGCACUCGAGCGAGUCAAGGUUUCAAGUCCUGUCAUCACCACAGCUCUGGGCCUCAUAUACCAUGAACUGGAGAAGUUCCGAAUUGACAUCCACAUCACCCUCCCACCAUCGCAGUCCGAACAUCCAUCCUCAGAACCCGCCUCGCAAGCACACUCCCCAACUCACAGUCAAUCCCCCAGCCAGCACCCCGGCCAGCCCGCUCUACAUUUACGUAGCGGCUCCCGUCAUGUCUCCCCAGCCGGCCAAGCGCCCACCAUGCCAGGCUCCCUCCCCGCACCGCGCGUCACAAACGCGCCCCUGCCGCACCAGGGCUACGCAUUCCAGCGAUCUGUCGGGGAUUUCGAACCGUCGCAGACGGGCGUGCCGCCCCUCCCUGCUACGCAUCUACUAGGCGGCAUGCCCAAUGCGGCGAUGACGCUGGACAACCCGGGUCCGUACGAGAUUACGCCCGAGGUCUUCGAAGCGUUCUCGUACGCGGAGCCUAUCACGGCUAACAUGGCUUCUGCUUUUGAGUCGGCGUGGGGCAGGCCAGGAUGA
This is a messenger RNA of Aspergillus fumigatus Af293, 2148 nucleotides long. Its product is annotated as putative C6 transcription factor. Gene Ontology annotation, molecular function: DNA binding; zinc ion binding. Bases 1 to 2148 code for a protein of 715 amino acids. Gene Ontology annotation, biological process: DNA-templated transcription. The record is from RefSeq and is a predicted model, not a curated record. NCBI's taxonomy places the organism in Eukaryota, Fungi, Ascomycota, Eurotiomycetes, Eurotiales, Aspergillaceae. The transcript has 6 exons.